Messenger RNA from Linum trigynum, 2318 nucleotides. The record is from the annotation of a GenBank genome assembly. Lineage: Eukaryota; Viridiplantae; Streptophyta; Magnoliopsida; Malpighiales; Linaceae.
AGAUUAUGUUUUUUAUCAUAAGAAAAUGAUACAAAAAAACAAAAAUUCAUAGUAAUCAAAAAAGAUCAUAAAACAAUAACAUAAUGUCAUACAAAAGACAAAAUUAUCACUACUUUGUGACAAAUUAUGAUUUAUGAACAGAGGCGGGAAAGCACAAAAUUUGGUUUGAGACUUGGAUCUCGUGAAAAAGUUGGGAGAAUGAUCGAGUGAGUUGCUAAUACGAAUUUGAGAGUUUCUAAGUACAGGAAGAAACAAUUAAUUAAGGGGUGUAAAUCACAACGUUCCUAAUCCUCCUAGUACUAGGAUUCCUAUUCCGAUGCGGAAAAUGGAAAAAUUGCUCCCCAAUCCAAAUAAAUACACCCCCUCGCCAGCCCACUCACUCGCCGCCCUCAAAAUCUCCCGACAAAACAACAAAACAAUGUCGCCGACAUUCGCCGCCGUCCUCCCGGAGGAAUUCAGGUCCAGAAUCGCCGCCAUGUCCGGCCAGCGAAUCCAACUAGUAAUCCAAAAGAGGCUCACCGCCACCGACGUCUUCAAAGAGCGUUUCCUAAUCCCGGCGUCGCAAGUCGCGUCCCCAAACUUCCUGACACUCGAGGAACAGGCGCAGCUCAAUUACAGCCGGCACAAGCCGAUCGUCGCCGUGAUACUUGACCCGUCGCCGAACUCCUGCGCCGUCGACCUGAAGCGGUUCAACGGCACGGGUCCCUACGCCAUCACGAGCAACUGGAGCCUGGUGAUGAAGCGGAACAGGGAGGCUCUCGUCGAAGGUGCUCUGGUCCAGCUCUGGUCCUUUCGCUGCGCGUCGGAGCUUUGUAUCGCGGUGGUUGUUGCGGACGGCGGGGAUGAGGCGGCGGCGGAGAAGGAGGAGAUUUUGAUGAGGGCUGGGUAUAUGGCGUAUGAAUACUUGAGGAGGAAUAAUAUGCUUGGGUAAUAGGAGGGGGCAACCAUUUGAAUUGUGAAUUGUGGUGUAUAAUAAUCAAGUUCCAGUUAUAAUUUGCUGAUGAAAAAAAUAUGUAUUAGUGUUAUCUAAUCAAGUAUAUAAUUUUUAAUGAAUUGGUCAGAUAUGUGAUGUGGUCUAAAUUUGUACUAAAUUGUUAAUCAAUGUGAUUCGAUUUGACUGUACUAACUGCGCUACGAUCGAAGAUGCAUAGCUGGUUCAAUUGACAUGCGGUGCAGUGCCAUUAAAGGGGUCGUUUGGAGAAUAUGAAUUUAAAUCUAUAGAGUGUCAACAAUCUAAAGAUUCUAAUUCUUUGGAUUGGUGAAAAUAGAUUUUAAAAAUGUUUAUUGUUUGGUAAUUGUGAUUGUUAGCAUUCAAUGAAAAUAAAAAAUUAAUUUUAUAUUAAAUAACAUGUUUAUCCUUAAUAAAAAAUUAGAGGGGUUCGAGAAAUAUUAAAAAUUUUGUUAAUAAAUAUAUUUAAUAAGAUAAAUAAAUAAAAGAAAGAGAAAUAGUAGGAGAAAACAAAAUCUCACGAAUCAAGAUAUAGGAAUCUCUCUGAUUAUUAGAGAUUUGAUAUCCAUAGAUUUUAGGAGAUUUGCCAUCUCUAAAGCUAAAAUCCACAAUGCAAAAAACAACAAGAAACAUAACUUUCUACAAAAUCUACGGAUUCAAUGAAUCUACGUAGCAGAUCUCGUUAUCCAAACGACCCUUUACAUCAAUGUGGUGUGGUGCAUAGGGAUGGCAACAAAACCCGAACCCACGGGUACCCACCCGACCCAACCCAGUCAACGCGGGUAAAAUCCGUGUUGAGGGGUUUUUGGUCGGGUUUGGGUUUAAACCCGUUCACUAUUUAUCGGGUUGGGGUUGGGUUUAGGUAAACUCGACCUAUGGGUACCCGCCCACACCCAUAUAGUUAAUUUUCUCGGUAUAUUUAAUAUUCUAAACAACUAAUCUUAUUUAUGUUUGUGGAGACAUAUCUGGUUUUUUCUUUCAAAUUGUGUAGAAUGAAGUUGAUGUUAUCGAGUGGAGAGUGAAUAAACUUAAUUGAAAGAAAGAAGUUUUCAAUUAAUCAUGUUAUUUAUGGAUAAUUUGUGAUUUGCUUCAAUUUUCUCAAGUAUUCUACAUUGGUGUUGAACAAUUUGUAUAGUUAAUUUGUGAUUUGCUUGAAUUUUCUAGAAUGAUGUUUUAUAUAUGGAUAAUUUGUAUUGAGAGAUUGAUAUUUGACUUUAAUUUUUAUAUGAACUUGUUAUUGUAAAUUUUUUACGACAAAAACCCGUGGGUACCCAUGAACCCAUGGAUACCCAGCGGGUUGGGUUUGAGUUUUUCAAACCCAGUGAAUUUUACCCCGGAUUUUUUUCAAGAAUAAACCUAUGAGUUUGCG